AUGACGCCAACAGCGACAAUACCAACAACACUACUGAUAUUGCCAACUCCAGCCCCUAACGUUCAUGGAGGCACAAACAACGGCAUCGAGCACGCCGCUAACGAGAGUCGUGAGGAGGCUCCCCUCGACAACGCCAACGAGGCUGAUGGGGACCCUCUUAAUGCUGGUCUCACCUCCUCGUCUCUCCAUGACAAGCUGUGGGAUAGGGAGGUGAUCCAGGUCAUCCACAACCUCACUAGCGGGGGAGGUCGUCCUUCCAACAGUGAGAAGCAACAGCCGGUGGUGACGCUGGCCGAUCUCUUCAAAAAGGCACCUCACCUGAGAGGCAUCUCCUACGACUUACACCCCUCUGACCGCUAUAUUCAAGAAGUCUGUUGGGCAUCACCUGGUGUGGCAAGAACUGUGAAUCUAUUGACGAUACUACUCAGCAAGUUCGCCUCUGAGAACGAGAAGAUCGAUGAAGAUAACCUCUUGAUGUCGGAUAUGGUGGUCUGUUCGAUGCGUUGGGCUUUCUCGGUAGCCCUGCUAUCAACCUACUUCCCCGACUCCCCAACUGUCGAGAUUAGAUUCCUAGCUCCUCCGAAGAGAGUGAGCGAGCUACACAACGGUUCGUCGUUCCCGAUGAUGCUCCACUCUGACGCUGAGGACCAUUCGCAAAGAAUCGCUGGCGUUCUCCUGCCCGGAAGCAAAAGUAACGAGAAGGGCAGGUUUUUUAGUGAGUUCACGCCCGAGUCCAUUCUACGAAGCUGCAACCACCGCGAAAUUCAAAUCACAGCAGCCCUGUUCACUAUUCUUACUUUUGCCCCUUGGAUCCGAGGUAAAUCAGCUUUUCUUUAUGUGGACACUGUCCACUGGACAGCGAAGCAGCUGAGUUUGCGCUGGUGA
Messenger RNA from Perkinsus marinus ATCC 50983, 885 nucleotides. RefSeq lists its product as hypothetical. The coding region runs from base 1 to 885 and encodes 294 amino acids. NCBI's taxonomy places the organism in Eukaryota, Perkinsozoa, Perkinsida, Perkinsidae. The transcript has a single exon. The record is from RefSeq and is a predicted model, not a curated record.